AUGCAAGAUAGCCUCCACAGCGCGCUCAAAGAAGCGAGCAUUGGGCCCUAUGACUUUGCCUGGCUGCUAGAGCGAGUCGCUGACUUUGGCCAGGAGCCGGCAACCUUCAAUGGAACCAGUGACUGGAAGCCGGAGGCCCCGCCCAAGCCUGUGCAGCUGCUCGUGCCGGAGAUGAUCCUCUUCAAUGAGGGGACACUGCAGGCAUUUUUCUUCACGGACUGUGCGGGCUUCCUGCGGGGCUCCAGGAGAGCCCUGAAGCAGCCAUAUGUGGUCUACCAUUGCAUGGAGCAAAUCAUGAAGCAGCGCAAGCUUGACAUUGAUCUGCCCCUGCUCCUUCGCGACACGGACCUCGAGCGGACGUUCACACCGGGAGAGUCGCGCCGCUGCAGCCGCAGCAGCCGGGAGAGUGAGUCACGGCGGAAGCCGCGGAGCACGGUGUUCGCGAAGGCGCAAGUGCGACGCUGGACGCUGUGGGUGGGCAGCGCCAAGCAGCGAGUCCCGGAGACGGAGGUGGCCGAGCGACUGGCAGGAAUCCGAAAUGUACCCUGGCCCUCUGGCACCCGACUGCUUCAAGCAAGCUUCUGGAGCUCGGAGAAGUUCAUCGUGUAUGACUACGAUGCCCUGCGGAGUGAUGUCAAGGGAGCAAUCCACGGGCGCCUGGACGACAUCAUCAACAACCAUUUCGAGCGCUUCACCUUCCUGGACUCAGUGAGGGACCGGAACAAGAUCUCAGCGGUGCCCAACUUGCUGGCGCAGCACCUGGGAUAUCACUGCAAUCUGGAGCUGGUGUCUGGCAAGUUCACCUUCUACAAGGACUCCAAGGCCCAGCUUUGGCUCUGCGACGCCUCGCAUCUCUUCCUGGCGCCCUCCGUGUCGCGGGGAAAGAGCAACGCCUUCGAGGCGCUGCCUCAGAAGAUCUUCCGCUACUUGUCCGAGGAGGCUCUGCAAAACUUGCCGGUGGAGGAUUCAGAGGGGCUGAAGCAGCAGCGAAUGUUUGAGUUGAUGAUCUCGGACUAUGAAGCCAUGAAAGUGCAGUUUGGCAUGGACCGAAUGCUGCGGAAAGUUCAGCAAGAGCUGGACACCAACAUUCCAGUGCUGGAGGGCACUGACGUCGAGGCGUUGAGCCGCACUUUCGACCUGAACUGCGGGCCCCGGAAGCAGACUGCGGCGACGCGGCGCUUUGAGGUGCAGGCGCCCCCCAGGCAGCCCAUUGGCAGGUGCCGCUGGUUCCCAGCGCAGGAGCCCAAAGAAGUGCGGCAGAAUCCCCGGGCCAAGAUCCUGGCCAGAGGACGGCAAAUGCAGGCACCGCCGGGGGCGAGAUCCCACGCCCAUUUGGGUUGA
Effrenium voratum is the source of this 1341-nucleotide messenger RNA. The record is from the annotation of a GenBank genome assembly. Lineage: Eukaryota; Dinophyceae; Suessiales; Symbiodiniaceae.